CCUAGAUACUCCCACAUUGCAGCCAACUAAGGGAGCAGGAAAAAACUCGUCUGGUUUACGGCCUUCGCACUGCCUGUAAUACUACUUGCUGUAUCCGCGUGUUCUCUAUCAAGGUAUGUAUAGUACAGCGGUUACAGCGAAACCACGCUUGAGUGUGCAAACUCCUGUUGGCUGCUUAGAGGAAACAGGUAUGGUUCCCACAGAUCGUAGCAUCCUCUGGCUCUUCCCCUUGGUGCCCGACUCGUGCUUGGGGCAUACACUGGUCCUCUCGGACUAUCAAUGUCAUCUGGGUGCGCCUGCGUGCUCAGACUGCUGCUAUCCAAUACAUUCGCGAAAUGAGCAGCGAUGCGAAGGAGAACUGACCGGGCUUGCCUUCACAGCCCGCUUCGCCAUACUAUGUGCCUGGCUCAAGCAAUAGCAUGCACUUAGCCUGCUGUUUCACGAUAUCUGCAGCAGGCACGGCUAUUUUCUGCGCUAGGAGCCUGGGUGUUUUAUGCUGUGAGCUGGUCAAACCCCCUCGGAUAAACCUGCGCUUGUGCUCCGCUUCAUAAAUUGCUUG
Linderina pennispora is the source of this 559-nucleotide messenger RNA. RefSeq lists its product as uncharacterized. The transcript has a single exon. NCBI's taxonomy places the organism in Eukaryota, Fungi, Kickxellomycota, Kickxellomycetes, Kickxellales, Kickxellaceae. The record is from RefSeq and is a predicted model, not a curated record. The annotation marks the transcript as partial.